This is a messenger RNA of Ostreococcus lucimarinus CCE9901, 828 nucleotides long. RefSeq lists its product with no specific name. The record is from RefSeq and is a predicted model, not a curated record. The transcript has 2 exons. NCBI's taxonomy places the organism in Eukaryota, Viridiplantae, Chlorophyta, Mamiellophyceae, Mamiellales, Bathycoccaceae. The coding region runs from base 1 to 828 and encodes 275 amino acids.
AUGCCGGCGCAUCGUGAAUUUGCGCUGACUGAAUAUUUCGUCUCAGUAGAUGCGCGAAAGCGCGCGAACUGCGCGACGGACGCGGUGGACGGUUUCGUGAAGAUCAACCACGGUCUAUGCGUCGAGAUUCCUCUCUUCGCGCGCGUGGGAUUGGCGCUUACGAACGCGUUUUAUUGGGUCCUGGCGUGGAAGUUGCUGCGUUCGACGGGAAUGUUUGAUGAUUCUCAGUGCGCGCGUGAUUUGUGUCGUUCGCACGCGUUUCACGUUUUGCUUGUUUUUGGCAUCGCGUCCGCUUCGACGGCGUACCAUUUCUACCAGCUCGGUCUGGAUCGAGAGAUUUCGAGGGCGUCGCGCUCAGCGUGCGAUUGCUUCAAAUUUCGUGGAUUUACGCUACCUGGAACUGGUACGACGUCAAAGAAGGUCAAGGCUUCGCCGCUCAAGGUGACGUCGCUGAGGCAGCUUUCAGACGAGCGCGUCGGUUUCGACCGUUUACGCUCGGACUCUGCGCGAGAUCUCUCUGCGAGUGCGGCAUGUUCGCCGUCGCCGACGAAACCUUCGGUGACGACCAUGUCUUUAUAUAAUUAUCCCGGUGAGUUGGUGAGAUGGCUGUGCGCGAUGGACAUAGGAUGCGCAAUCAUCUACGGCGUAUUUUGCGCGACUUGCUUCGGCGCUGAGAAGAUUCUCAGCGCCGGUCGUUUGCCGACCGUAUUUCUUGUCACCGCCAUGAUAUGCCAGCGCGCCGAAAAAUACUGGGCCUACGUCGUGUUACACAGCAUUUGGCACGCCCUGAGCGCCGCGCUCAUGCUCGAUUUCUUGCUUGCGCAGUAG